AUGACCCAACAAUUACAAUGCAACAUGCUGUAUUUUUUCAUCUGUUGUAUGCUUUUCGGCUACUCGUGGCAGUACUGUUACCAGCUGAAAAUCCUCAGCUUCCGCAGCACCGACACGCCCGAUUACCGACUCGUCAUGAGCUGGCAGAAAAAUAUGACUUUAUCCGCGGCGACGUACGUCCUGAAAGCAGUCGCAACGCCGACCUGGCACGUCCAGCUGCUCCAACUGAACACCAAACGCAAUCAGCUGGGCAAAAUCGAACCAGCGAAGUCGCUCUACAACGCCACCUAUAAGACGUGUGAAUUUUGGAAGUAUGUGAAGCGUAUACGGGUCUUCAACAAUGUUGCACAGCAGCUGCUCUCCAAGAGUGGUGGCAACAUGAGCCUAGAUUGCCCUUUGUCUCUGGGCACGUAUGUCUUCAAAAACGUCCACGUGCCCCCCGACACCAGCAUGCUGAAGUUCAUGUACUGGCCCAACACGAUCUACACGCUGAUCGGCACGAUCUAUGAUCAGCGGCCGGACAAGACUUUGGAGCAAUUAUGCCACUACGAGAUCAACGGCACGGUUGUCAAGUCGUGUUAA
Molecule: messenger RNA, 582 nt
Organism: Bactrocera oleae (olive fruit fly)
Lineage: Eukaryota; Metazoa; Arthropoda; Insecta; Diptera; Tephritidae
Source: RefSeq, a predicted model, not a curated record